CACGCUCCUUAUAAUUGUUUACCCUUCGAAAUAAACGUCAGUUAGGUCAUCUUCCACUCCCUAAAGCUAAAGGAAACGUCGAAUUCUGACAGGAUGCCGCCAUCUGAUGAAGAGGCUCCAAGUACUGAAGUUCUGACAGUUCCGAAACAGGAUCUCCUUGAUUUGACAAACAAAGCUCUGACAGUUGCGGAACAGGAUCUCAUUGAUUUGACGAACAAUUUCAGUCCCGAGAAUCUUAUUUGCAAGGCUCAAUUCUGCAGGCUGUAUCGUGGUAAGGUUCCUCCUCAAGGAUGGAAGGGGAUUGAAGGGGAACGAAAUGUGACGGUUAAGGUGUGGGAGGAAACAGGGGUAAAUUCUGGUACUGCUGCUGCGCACAAAUUUUAUGAAGACCUUGUACACAAUUUCGAGUUUGAAAAAGGUUUUCUGACAUCCACUAAAGCAACUUCUAGUGACUACUUGCCAAGGUUGAUUGCGCAUGCCCGUGAAGACACUUCCAAUUUCCUUGGUGUUGUUUAUGAUCUUCACUCAGUAAAUACUCUGCGCCACUUUAUUCGUGAAGAGGAGUUCGAAUGGCAAGAAAGAGUUAAGGUAGCCACCAGACUUGCUCAGCUUCUUAGGUUUCUGAUUCAUGAUGAGCCAAGAUAUCUGAUCCAGGAUCUUUCUGCUGCCCACAUAAUGCUUGACAAGGAUUGGAAUCCCAUUCUGUUCAACUAUUUCAAUCUCGCUCUGGCUGAGGAUCUCAAGGGUCCACAGUACUCAACGGACCGACUGGAGUAUGGAUCCAAUGGCUACAUUGAUCCAGUAUGGUUGGGCUCAUGUUGGAGGGGAGAAUAUGGUGAUGUGUUUGCUUUUGGAGUUAUACUGUGUGAGCUUCUGUAUAAACGUAGGGUUGAUGAUAAUGUACUUCCUGACGGCAGCUGCUUUUUCCUUACCUUUGAAGUUUGGAGAGAUUUUCCCUUGGAAAAACCAAAGUUCAAAAGUUUGUUCAAGAAACAGAGAGAAUUUUCCUUCGUUCACCAGACUUUCAGGGAAGAUCCUCAUUUUAAUAAACUUGAUGGAUCCAAAAUCUCGAAGCUCGCAAGGCUGUGUGUGGAUCUUGAACUGAAAAACCGCCCCGAUAUGAAGCAAGUGGUGAAAUGUUUGAAGCAGCUCCAUGUUGUGAGAGGUGAUCAUUAAUGCAAGGCUAAAUAUGAACUGAAAAGUGUUUGAAAGAUUACAUAUCUGGAUGCCCUCAAGGAAAAUUGGUGUUAUGAAUGUUGAAAUGUUCACUGCUUAAGACAUUAAUUUUGGAGUUGGUAGCCGCUUUUGUUUAAUUGUUAUUAUCAUUGCCGGAGAAAUUUGUCUCUCUAGCUUGUUUGGUAUAGUUGACUUUGUAGUUUGAUCUCGGAGUAUCAAGUAAUGUGCUUCUGCCCGUUGUGAAUGAUACGUA
This is a messenger RNA of Oldenlandia corymbosa var. corymbosa, 1429 nucleotides long. NCBI's taxonomy places the organism in Eukaryota, Viridiplantae, Streptophyta, Magnoliopsida, Gentianales, Rubiaceae. The record is from the annotation of a GenBank genome assembly.